AGUAUACAGUAACAGCAACAAACACAGUUAUGACACUGUCAACUAACCCUUAUUUCUUUUUUUAUACCCUUCCCCUCUCUCCUCUCCCAACCUUUCUCUACCUCUCUACACCCCUCCAGGCCAACCAGUGGUGCGACGUCAUCUCCUCCACCUCACCCUCCCCCUCCACCCCCCUCUCCUCCCUCCCUCCCAUUCCGCCAUCUCGUUUUCAGGACGCCCGUGCCUUAGCCUUGGAGCUGGGUGGUGGAGCUCUCCUGGACCUGUGGUCUCAGACCCUUGAGAGAUACCAACGCACUGUGGCCCAGGUCAAACCCAGGCUGCUGCAGCAGGCAGAGCGAGGGCAGAACCAGGGCCAGGCCCGGCCCAAGACCCCCUCCGCCUCCAGUCUGUGGGACCUGAUGGGGCCCGAGGGAGAGGGAGACUGGGGUGUCGGGGCCGGGGGAGGGGAGGGAGGCCUCCAGUCCUGGGGGUCCCUGGCUUCACUGUUUCGCCCACAGACCUGCUCCACGCUGAAGAUAGGAGAGGAGAAAGGGAAUAAGAAGGAGGGAACGGGAGGAGGUGGAGGAGGAGUGGGAGGAGGGAAAUUUCUGCAGAAUCUGUUGCAUUCGGCAAAAAAGAGCCCCACAGAAGCCCCUUUGCCCCCCAAACCCCCCAGGAAGCGUCACCCCAGCUUCGACCUCCAGGCUCUGCUGGCCCCCCGUCGGGGCCCUGCCACCGCCAGGCCUGUAGAGCCUCCUGUGGGUGCAGCCAGCCGUAACUCCCCCCUCACCUGGCUGGGGCGCCGGGCCCUCACAGACCCUGUUAUCGCCGCUGGGAUGGCAGCUGCCGUCCCCGGAUGGAGAGAGGGAGGAGGAGGAGGAGGGAUUGGGGGAGGAAUAGGAGGGGUGCAGGGGGGAUCAGGGGUGCUCAUCAGAGGUGUAGAGGUGAGCAGCAAGGAAGUGGUGGACUACACCGGGACGCCAAGACAACACGUGCUGCUGAGCCGAGCGGAGAGGGAGACGGGAGGGGAGAGGCAGGGCACCACCACUGCACAGAGUAAACUGUACCUAUUGUGGUGCAGGAUGCUGAGUUCAGAGAGGCAGUACGUGGCUGUAUUAAAGGGGGUGGAAGAGACCUACUUGCCCCUCCUGGAGGGUCCAGACACCCCCUCCUCCCUCAGGGGGAAAGCAGAUCUCCUGUUCCCCAAAUGGGCCAACCUCAGCUCCUUCCACUCACAGAACCUCCUCCCAGCCAUGGAGGGAGCUCUACUGCAGAGUCUGCUGCAACAGGACCUCUUCAGUAAAUACAGAGAGGAGUUUCUCCAGUACUCUCACUACAUCAGGAUUAAACCAGAAUUGGACUCCCCGUUGGUUACUCAAGCUGCGGACUUCUUCAAGCUCAGACUCCCGGCCACCCCUCCUCUCUCCCCCCUGUCGUUCCCCCAUUGUCUCCAGGCCCCUACACUGAGACUGGAACAGUACUGCGAUGCCUUGGAAGAGCUUGGAGGGCUAAACCCUGCCUCCGACUCCUCCCUCUCCGUCCUCAGACACGUCCAGCGUCACGGCGAGGACCUCCGGGCCAGCGACCUAAUCGUCGGGUGUCCGGUCCCAGUGGCGGAGCGCGGAGAGCUGGUGCGUCAGGGGGAGCUGUUGGUGUGUGGGGGGACCAGGAGGAAGAAGACAGGGGUGAGGAGUGUGUUCCUCUAUCAGCACCUCAUCAUCUUCACCAAGCAGAAGAGUCCCGGCCCAGGACGCACCGCCUACAGCUUCAAACACAGCAUCAAGACGGGUGAGAUGGGUCUGACCCAGAGUGUCGGUGAGGAAGGGGUGAGGUUCGAGGUGUGGGUGCGUCAGGCCCCUCGUAUCCGGGACUGCCUGACCCUGCAGUGUCAGAGUGGAGAGGGGAGGGCAGCCUGGACACACGACAUCGCUCAGCUCCUCUGGACUCACGCUAUACACAACACAGAGUUGUGUUUGAAAGAGACAAUGUGUAUCGGUGUGUCUAGUAAGAUACUGCUAGACGCCACAGGAGCACCGGUAACAUCUGAACUCGACUCUAUCUACAAUCUGAAUGACAGAGUCCACAGUAGCUGUUCAGACUCUUCCUCUGUUGGCAGUCAGAAGGAAGGGGGGUCCCCAGCCUCUGGGAGGGGACAAACACAGAACCAGUCUCCUUCCACUGCGGUGUAAUUUCCAUCUCAGCAAACAAACAAACUGGAUUCUGGACCUAAUAAAGACCAAAACAACAUCUCUAUGCAAGUCACUGGAGGGGUCAAACUGGACAAGAAGUAAAGGACCAAAGAGGAAAGGGCAUACAGGAAACAAAGAGACAUUACGGCUCUAACUAACCCAGGACCUGGCAUCAGCAGAGCCUGCUCUCGGUGGCCAUGUUGGAUCGGCCGGACCCAGUCGCUCGCCGAGUCAUUGAUACCGUGGACACUCCAGCCACACAGUAGAGCCAUUGUCCUCCUUCAGCGGCUCCCCACUAGGCCAAACCACUCUGCCUGAACCACUGACUGGCGGCCAUGGCCUUCGUGCUUCCACUAUCUCCUAAAACAUACAGGAGCAUUAUAGGAAAUAUAGCUUUAUACUGACUUUAUUGGACAUUAUUAAAAUUUUGCCUUUUACAAUGCUGUUUAAACAGGGAUGUUUUUUGGGGGGGAUGUUAGUACUGUAGAAGUAUUAUAGAUUCUGUGUGGCCGUAUAUGUGGUAUAGUAUAGGCUAGGUGUGAUUGUGAUCUAUGCAAAUUAGUACAUACGGCCCUUCAUGUAUGGGUGCACACAUUACGCAGAGUGUGGAACACACGCAUACACUCUGCAGAGAGUCUUAUUGUGCUAUAGACAGUAGAGUACUGUUCCGACACUGUGGCCAUCUUACAGCUUAGUACAGUAGCUAUAGACCAACCAGUGGGCAGAUAUCAACCAACGACAGGCAUGGCGCCCUACUCUCAGUAGGUCUUUGCCUGGAAGUAAAGAGUAGAAUAAACAUUAACAUGGAAAUGAAAAAUGUCAACAUCUUAUUAUAACCGAACUAUUAAUCUCAGCACUCAGAACCAAAUAAGCUGUUAAAGAGAGACGACCAACGUCUGUAUUUUGAGGUGGUUUGUUCGUGAGGAUGUAAAGCAAGCGGGAAUCUGGGCCAAAUGGUUACAGUGUGUCCAAUUGUUAUUGUUGAUGGUUUAAGGAAAGGUGGUAUCAUGUCUUAUUCAGGCGUAAGGCUUAUGGUAACCGUAUAACUUGUUUUGGUGCCUUAUAGCACUGCUCUGUCUAAAGAUACAGUAGCUAUGGGACUCGAUGUCGUAUUCUCCAUUGGUCUUUUCAAUGACUAUUUGAUUGAAUGAUUUUGUGAUUCCUCUUUUUCAUUAUAAGCCAUAAUGUUGCAAGCACCAAGUGUACAAAUGUUUGAUUUGCUAGCAAAUAUGACGUCGGUUGGGUCGAGUGUGUCAAAUGAGUCAUUUGUUUAUGUCUGAGUCAUGUGCUUAUAACUUUAUAUAUACGUUAUUCAAAAUGAAGGAAAGUGUUCCAUGAAAUGGAGAUGUCUGUUAUACCUGCCGUAUUAUCUUGUUGUGAAUUGAAAGAUUCUUUAUUUUUGAAUGCAGUAUGCACUAUUAGCUUACGCCUCCAACUGUAAUAUAAUACAGUGACAAUGAUACAUCAUUUGAUGAGGUGCUUAUAUUUGUCCUAAUUAACACAUGCCCAAGUGUGUAAUAAUGUGCAUGUGUGAUUUGGAAAUGACAUUUUUUUUGCAUAUCCCAACUCUCCCUGACACCUCAGAGAGUGGGUUCACAGCCGGGGUUGGCCACUAUCAACAGCGACCCUGGGGCAAGUAGGGUUAAGUGCCUUGCUCAAGGGCACAUUGUCAUAUUUUUCACCUUGUCGGCUCGGGGAUUCAAACUAACCAACCUUUCAGUUACUGGCCCAUCACCCUUACCGCUAGGAACCUGCAGCCCUAAUAGAAUACAAUGCAAUACUGUAACAUACAAUCAUAUACACAAGGGUUGAGUUAAUUUACAACUACAAAUAUAAGUAUUAUUAAGUAUAAAAGUUGUGUUUCUAAGCUAGUCAAUUUUGGGAGCAAACUGAAUUUAAAUUGUGUUAUUGUAUGAUAUAAAGGGCACUAACAGAUAGCCUGUAUGCCAGCUAUGUAGGUAGGUUAGUCUGCCUAAUAUACACAGAUGGCAGCAACCCUUGUCUCUCUCAUCAGAUUUCAUGGGUGUCAUAGCAACUCCAUAUCCAAAUUAAAAAAGUGCAAAUGGAUAUUGAACCCAUUGAAUCAAUAUCUAAUUUGUCUGAUUAGGAGGUAUGCAGUACUCAUACAACAGUACUAGCUUGGUGCUGCAGAAUAUAUUGCAUUAUAUUGGGAGCUAUUGUUUUCACCAGGAGAGAAGUCUUAUAAUAUGUCUUCAGAAUAAUGAACACCUUUUUAACCAUCUAGCUGUAGAUUUUCAUAUUCGAAGCGUCUUUUUAUUACGCUUUGACAUGAUUCGUAGUUUUACAUGUAAAUACAACGGGGUUUUUGUUCAAGUGUUUUUUUAAGUGUCAUCUUACCUAUGCAGUUUAUGCCAAAAAUAUACUGAUGUUUACAGUUUCGAAAUAAAUGCUUGUUCUGUUUUUGUUGAAUGUCUGCAUGCUAUACGGUUACAAUGUACUUGAUACGCGUUAUACUUCAAUUGUACUUCAAUUGUACUUCAAUUGUACUUAGAUCAUGUGUACCUUUCUUAUUGAAAUAAAACUGGACGGAAGCCAUUGAAACUCGA
Oncorhynchus kisutch (coho salmon) is the source of this 4735-nucleotide messenger RNA. Its product is annotated as rho guanine nucleotide exchange factor 40. Lineage: Eukaryota; Metazoa; Chordata; Actinopteri; Salmoniformes; Salmonidae. The transcript is spliced from 12 exons. Gene Ontology annotation, molecular function: guanyl-nucleotide exchange factor activity. The record is from RefSeq and is a predicted model, not a curated record. The coding region runs from base 30 to 2168 and encodes 712 amino acids.